GCAGGAACUGUGCACGUCCACGUGAGCGGCAACCGCUUAAACCCGCUUCCCCUCUGCCGCCUUCCCCAAAUUGAAAUGACUAGAGGCGGCGAUUUACCGCGCGGCGGUGUGAACUCCCUUUAGGUGAUCAGUCCAGUGCGCCUGCGCGGUUUACCGGACAAGAUGGCGAACAGCAAUGGUGGAGGAAUGGAAGUGGAUGGGGCAGCCAGCCCCAGUGUUAUGGCUGCAGGGGUCACCGGAAGCGUUUCUGUGGCCUUACACCCUCUGGUUAUCCUCAACAUAUCCGACCACUGGAUACGCAUCCGCUCACAAGAGGGACGACCAAUGCAGGUGAUUGGCGCCCUGAUUGGGAAGCAGGAGGGGAGAAACAUCGAGGUGAUGAACUCCUUUGAGUUGCUGUCUCACACCAUAGACGAUCGGGUGCAUAUUGACAAGGAGUACUACUACAUCAAGGAGGAACAAUUCAAACAGGUCUUUAAAGAGAUGGAGUUCUUGGGCUGGUACACCACAGGCGGCCCCCCUGACGCAUCUGACAUCCACAUUCACAAGCAGGUGUGUGAGAUUAUUGAGAGCCCUCUCUUCCUCAAGCUCAACCCAAUGACCAAACACACCGAUCUUCCUGUUAGUGUUUAUGAAUCUGUGAUUGACAUCAUCAAUGGCGAGGCUACUAUGUUGUUUGCUGAGCUGACGUACACUCUUGCAACAGAGGAAGCAGAGAGAAUCGGUGUUGACCACGUAGCUCGAAUGACAGCCACAGGCACAGGAGAAAACUCGACAGUUGCUGAACACCUUAUAGUCCAGCACAGUGCGAUAAAGAUGCUCCACAGCCGGGUGAAGAUCAUUCUAGAGUAUGUCAAAGCCGUGGAAUCAGGAGAGGUGCCCUUUAACCACGAGAUCCUUCGAGAAGCGAAUGCCCUGUGCCACAGAUUGCCGGUCCUCAGCACCAUAAAAUUCAAAACGGACUUCUAUGAUCAAUGUAAUGACGUGGGCCUCAUGGCCUACUUAGGCACCAUCACCAAGACCUGCAACAGUAUGAACCAGUUCAUCAACAAGUUCAACGUCCUGUACGACAGACAGGGAAUCGGCCGGAGGAUGAGAGGACUCUUCUUUUGAGCUGGCAGAAAGACAAACGAGCACUGCAGUUUCUUUUUCUGUUUUUGUUUGUUUGUAUUUUUGGUUAGCUAAAACAAAUUCUACAGUAGUUUUCAAACCAGCUUACAAUUUUUAACCACAAGUGUAUCAAAAAGCACUUAAUUACACCAAUCGGUAAGAGAUGUGUACAAAAUUACUCAACUCUUUCUUGGUUAUGCACAGAAAUAAAUCCACUGCACAUGAACGUUAUAUUAUUUUACCCCGUUUGUUUUAUUGUUUCAUGUUUCUGUAUGUAAUAAAUGAUCUGCUGAUUUUUUUUCAUGGGA
Molecule: messenger RNA, 1418 nt
Organism: Sander lucioperca (pikeperch)
Lineage: Eukaryota; Metazoa; Chordata; Actinopteri; Perciformes; Percidae
Gene: cops6
Product: COP9 signalosome subunit 6
Exons: 10
Coding region: 163-1113 (316 amino acids)
Biological process (GO): protein deneddylation
Cellular component (GO): COP9 signalosome
Molecular function (GO): protein binding; metallopeptidase activity
Source: RefSeq, a predicted model, not a curated record